This is a messenger RNA of Alternaria infectoria, 906 nucleotides long. RefSeq lists its product as uncharacterized. The record is from RefSeq and is a predicted model, not a curated record. NCBI's taxonomy places the organism in Eukaryota, Fungi, Ascomycota, Dothideomycetes, Pleosporales, Pleosporaceae. The transcript is spliced from 2 exons. Bases 1 to 906 code for a protein of 301 amino acids.
AUGCGCAACCUUGAGGUCACGGUCGACUCCAUGGAAUUCGCAGCCUGGUUACGCGACAUCUACAAGCUGGAACCUGUUGACGACAGUGAUGAAGAGCAGGUACUCGACGAUCACGACAUCGCUGUUACGCGCGACCAUUCGAAUCUACCACGAACCACAUCAGCUCUCCAAGCAGAUGCAUCAAAUGAAAUCAUCGAUUUGGGUUCACCCCCAGAUUCGUCAGACAUCGAAGAUGGAAAUGCAUUGCCAUCAAGAAUCAAUAUCGGUGCUGAAGCUGAUCCGCUCGAAGACCUGACACAUUCAUCAACACAAGACUCAGUCAUCGCCGACAGCGUAGAGCCAAUCAUGUAUGCGCACCCAGGGCUUCUUGAGCCAGACGGCUUGUCUACCCGUACGCCUAUCAACCAUGGAGAUGAGCCUGAGAACGCUUCGAUCGCCACAGUUCGCCGCUGGAAAUGGGAAGACUUGGUCGAGCAUCUUGACCGCAAGCGCGUAGUCUCAAAAGUCAUCCACGAAAUGAAGUUCAAUGAUCGCGAAGUUAUUCGGAAUCGAAUUCGCCUCGUCGGAAAGACCAAUCUGAUCAAAGAGAUCAGAGCAUGCAUCGGUAUGUUGUGCAGAAGAGAAACGAAGCUGCAGGGCGUCCUACCUCGAGACAUGCCAAAGAUUCUCGCGUUCACGAAGCUGUUCUUGUCUUGGUGGUUCUGUAGCAACUACUUCCAAGGACCCGAUGCAUCCAAGAAAGAUCUUGAAGAGCUGAGAAGAUCUAUGGAUAGCGGGGCCGCCGAGACAAACACGUUUUACGACUAUGUGUAUACGAUUAUGGGGACGACGUUCAGCGAAAAGGCUCUGCAGCAUCCUGACCAGCCAUCUCAGGCCGAGAUCAUCGAGAUUUCCGACGAUGACUGA